Trichomonas vaginalis G3 is the source of this 378-nucleotide messenger RNA. RefSeq lists its product as uncharacterized. Bases 1 to 378 code for a protein of 125 amino acids. The record is from RefSeq and is a predicted model, not a curated record. Lineage: Eukaryota; Parabasalia; Trichomonadida; Trichomonadidae. The transcript has a single exon.
AUGGAACAGCAAAAUAACAAUAACGACUUAAAUAAUUGCAACAAUGCAGAAGAAGUCCAAGACACAAAUGCUAAUAAUGAAAAUGAGCGGAACAAUGAACCAAAUAUUAAUAACAACGAAAAUCAAAUGAAUAAUGCUGAGUAUCAGCCAGAGUUUCAUGUUGUUAACAUUCAAGAGUUUGCCAAUCCUGGUGAAUUUCCACAAAUUCCAAGUUUUGAUCCACAUCUUUUCCCAGGAGAGUUUAGAGAUCCAAUAUACAUCGAUAGUCCAAUAUUUAGAAAUGAUCAACUCUGUCCGAACUGCUGCUCUCCUCUUUUACGUAAUCAUCUUUGUCCCAAUUGCAAUCAAGUGAUAUCAAACCCUGUUAUGUAUUGUUAA